CGGACGUGCCGGCGGCGGCCGAGUUACCGGGGCUGCGGCGCCGCCUGCCCGCCCGGCUCGUACCGUCCUGCAGCCCCGCGUCGCCCGCACCCUCCGCUGCCGCCACCAUGGGAUCCUGAGGUACCCCGCCCGGCCGGCGUCGCGCCGGAGGCCCGGAGGGGGGCGGCUGCGGACGCUCGGGGGCGGGGGGCUGCUCCGUUUUGGAGAGGGUCGCGUCGGCCGCCGGUCCCCGGGUGGGGAAGGCUAGCUCAUCUCUUACUCCAAGGGUUUCUCUCAGGGGGUCUGCUGCUGUCAGGCACCAUGACAGUGAGAGGGGCUGCGCUGGCCCCAGAUCCAGCGUUGCCCACGACCACAGCAGCUUCGCCCAGCAUCUCCACGAUCCCUGAGGGCAGCCCCACUGCUAUGGAGCAGCCUGUGUUCCUGAUGACAACUGCUGCUCAAGCCAUUUCCGGCUUCUUUGUGUGGACGGCCCUGCUCAUCACCUGCCACCAGAUCUACAUGCACCUGCGCUGCUACAGCCGCCCCAACGAGCAGCGCUACAUUGUGCGUAUCCUCUUCAUCGUGCCCAUCUACGCCUUCGACUCCUGGCUCAGCCUGCUCUUCUUCACCAACGACCAGUACUACGUGUACUUUGGCACUGUCCGUGACUGCUACGAGGCCUUGGUCAUCUAUAAUUUCCUGAGCCUGUGCUAUGAAUACCUUGGGGGAGAAAGUUCCAUCAUGUCGGAGAUCAGAGGGAAGCCCAUCGAGUCCAGCUGUAUGUAUGGCACAUGCUGUCUCUGGGGCAAGACUUACUCCAUCGGAUUCCUGCGGUUCUGCAAGCAGGCCACCCUGCAGUUCUGCGUGGUGAAGCCACUCAUGGCAGUCACCACUGUCAUCCUCCAGGCCUUUGGCAAGUACCGGGACGGAGACUUUGACGUCACCAGUGGCUACCUCUAUGUCACCAUCAUCUACAAUGUGUCAGUCAGCCUGGCCCUCUAUGCCCUCUUCCUCUUCUACUUUGCCACCCGGGAGCUGCUCAGCCCCUACAGCCCCGUCCUCAAGUUCUUCAUGGUCAAGUCCGUCAUCUUUCUAUCCUUCUGGCAAGGCAUGCUUCUGGCCAUUCUGGAGAAGUGCGGGGCGAUCCCCAAGAUCCACUCGGCCCGCGUGUCCGUGGGCGAGGGCACCGUGGCUGCUGGCUACCAGGACUUCAUCAUCUGCGUGGAGAUGUUCUUCGCAGCCCUAGCCCUGCGGCACGCCUUCACCUAUAAGGUCUAUGCUGACAAGAGGCUGGACGCGCAAGUGCCGACAUACGGCCCUUACGGCCGCUGCGCCCCCAUGAAGAGCAUUUCCAGCAGCCUCAAGGAGACCAUGAACCCACAUGACAUCGUGCAGGAUGCCAUCCACAACUUCUCACCUGCCUACCAGCAGUACACGCAGCAGUCCACCCUGGAGCCCGGGCCUACCUGGCGCGGUGGCGCCCACGGCCUCUCCCGCUCCCACAGCCUCAGUGGCGCUCGUGACAAUGAGAAGACUCUCCUGCUCAGCUCUGAUGAUGAGUUCUAGGUGUGGGCUGCUGGUGGCGGGAUUGGUGGCUUGGCUGAGGGCAGGCUGUGCCCAGCUCCAGCCUCACCGCCAGCUGGGAGGUGGCUGGCAUGGCUUUGGCGUUGCCCUUUAUUUAUUGGACCAGAAACACAAUAUCACUUCCAGAGGAAAUACCAGAGCUGUCUGCCCAGGGGACAGCCCAGGCUCUCCCACGAGCCUUCAGGAAUAUUUAUGCGCAGCCAACCCUGCACUGCCCCGGCAAGGGGCAGAGGACACUGGGAGCAGCUCCCAUGCCCCUGCUGCUUGCCCUGUAGUGAGGGUAUGCUGGGCCCAGCCGCACCCGGGCCCAAAUGCUUGUGUGUGGACCAGCAGCUACAGCCUUCUAAGCCCCUGCCCCCAUGAGACCCUCCUGCUGAGGUUGGCAGGCCUCAGCCCACCCCACACCGUGCAAUACUCUGCUCUGGGCUCUCCCCCGUGUGCUCCCCUCCCCUGCCCGCCUUUGUCCAAUGCUAGAUUUGCUUCACCCCUGGCAGGAGGAGGGAAUGUGGACACUCUGUGGACCCCCCUCCUGACCCAGGCCUGCCUGGCAUGCUGCAAGGAUCAGAGCCAGACACCAAGAGCCAUGGGUCCCUCCUAGGAUGGUGCUCAGGUGCCUCUGGGCCCUUCUUCUGUUGAAGCAGGGGUCUGUGGGCCUCUGGGUGUCCUCACCAUGGUUGCGCCUCUACUCCUGCCCCUUCCUCCUGGCCUGCAGGGACAGCCAGCAACCUGCACUGCCCUCAUCUGGCCCUUCCUCUUGCUAGAGUUUUGGCUUUGCUUCCUGGCUACUCCAGGGGUCGGGGCCUUCCAACCCUCCUUCCCAGGCAGGGCAGUAGGAACCUCUGCUGGAUCCUGGCCCCUUCCUGGAGCUUCUCUCUCCCAUUUCAGAGGAAAGGUCUGAGUCUCCACAUUCAGACCAGCUUGCAGAGGAAGACAGUCCAGUAGGGAGGAUGGAAGGGAUGGCCAUACAGCGGGGAGCUGGGAGGUGGGAGGAGUGGUUGCAGACUCCUCUCCUGGGCCCCUAGCCACGUAGGGCCUGGUGUUCUGCCUUGUCUGGCCCCCAGCCCAUCUCUGUGCCUUAGUCACAUAUGAAAGCUCCCCUUCCUAGCCCCAGGUCUGUUCCAGACUCCCUGGGGGCUCUUAAGCUGCUGGCACUCAGAGGAUCCUACAGUGCUGGGCCAAAUGCCCUUGGACAGGCCUCAGAAGUGGCCAGGACCACCAGUCCCCUCCCCUCACCCCCCACCACACCCAUAUACCUGGAGCCUCCCAGGGCUGGAGCCCCCAGGCAGGCCGGGCUUAUACUGGCCACUGCCUUAGGAAGAGCCUCAUGACGCAAUGCCUGUUCAUUACAGGCCAAGUGCCCUGGCAUCUGAAACCCCGAUAGUACUUGGGUUUGGGCUACAAAAGCCUGGAGAAAUGGGUAGGAUAAGGGAGAAGGGCCCUGCCUGUGGCAAUCACCUGGAAUCUCUUUUGGUUACUCCUAGAACGGACAGGCUCCCUACCUGGGAUCCAUGAGCAGGUCAGGGUGGUAUGGUUCCAUCCCAGCAGUCUUCCUGGCCUCCUUCCUUCCCUCUUGGCCAAGCCAGCCCCUCGGGGAUACAGAGGCCUGCAUGUGGGGUACUGGAGACCAGUUCUCCGACCCCUGUCCAGGUGGGCCUGCCUAGCUGGUCCUGGCCGCCCAGGAAGGCGGCUGGCAGGGGCAUGCCAUUGGAGGAGCAGUGCUGGUUCACUCCCUGCACUUGCUUCUCUGACUGGUUUCCCGCUUUCCUUCCAGGCCAAAGUGUGUCACUGACUCCUGCUCCCUGGGUCUGCCAGCCCGGGCACUUGCCUGCU
This is a messenger RNA of Cynocephalus volans (Philippine flying lemur), 3393 nucleotides long. It is a transcript of the gene TMEM184B, whose product is annotated as transmembrane protein 184B. Gene Ontology annotation, biological process: transport. Gene Ontology annotation, molecular function: transporter activity. The record is from RefSeq and is a predicted model, not a curated record. The transcript has 10 exons. Gene Ontology annotation, cellular component: membrane. NCBI's taxonomy places the organism in Eukaryota, Metazoa, Chordata, Mammalia, Dermoptera, Cynocephalidae. Bases 301 to 1545 code for a protein of 414 amino acids.